UCAUUUGGUCGUUGAAAUCACCCGGUGAUCGGAGCGAGCUUCAAGCCCGCGCGAAUUCUAACACUCUCUCCCUUAACAGUGCUGGUAGGCAGGUGGUGUGUUCCAAGCAAGAAGCGAAAGAAAACGAAGUGUGAUUCUGGUGAAUUCUAUAUUGCUGGUGCCAUUUGACGCCCUCGGUUCUGGGUGUAGUGUAAUCCACUCUUCGUGCGUUAACUUUAGCGUGUAACCAAACUCAGCUAAACACGUGGCCCACUCAGCAACAGAAGCAGCAGCAACAUGGCAUCGUUAAAGUUUGAUGACAAUAACGUACCCUAUCUCGACCUCGGCAACGGCUAUCGGAUCGCACUGGAAGGUGACGAGUACUCCGAUGCGAAAGCGAAGGAAAAGGCCGCCCGGGAGUUGCGCGAAACGCCGGAUGUGGUGGAGAAGUCGCUGCAAGAAUUGCGCUCCCUGCUGCAAGAGGAAAAGACUCUUUACGUCCCGAUGGAUAAUGAUCCGUUCAUGAUAAAGUUCCUGCGGCCGUGUAAAUACUACGCACAGAGUGCCUUCGAGCUGAUUAAACGCUACUAUCGCUUCCGGAGCAAACAUCCGGACCUGUGCGACGAGCUGUACCCCCGUUCGGUGAAGCAUGUGUACGAGGAAGGAUUGGUCCAUUUUCUGCCGAUGCGCGAUCAGCACGAUUCCCGCAUACUGGUGCUCGAGUGUGGCAAGAAAUGGAAACCAUCCAAGGUGUCCCUCACGGAUCUGUUCCGUGCGGUACAGCUCGCACUGGAGGCAGGCAUGUACGAGCCGCGGACGCAGCUGAACGGUGCCGUCGUCAUACUGGACAUGGAGGGACUGGCGCUGUCACAGAUUAUGCAGUUUACGCCAAAGUUUGCGGCGAUGGCACUCGACUGGAUUCAGCAGUGUACGGCGAUGCGCUUGAAGUCGGUACACAUCGUCAACAAUUCGUACCUGUUCAAUAUGCUGUUUGCCAUUUUUAAGCCCUUCCUGACGGAGAAGCUGCGCAAGCGGCUAUUCUUCCACCAAAAGGAUUGGAACUCACUGACGUCUCAUGUCGAUGCUAAGUGCUUGCGUCCGAAGUAUGGUGGCACCCUGGAAUGUCUGGAAACCGACGGAAAGCUGCUCGGGGAAAUGUUUGAGCUGUACCACAAAGAAUAUGAACUUGCCAACUCUUUCGGAUACCUCCGGAAACAGGAUUAGCGGUGUACUGGGGAGAGAGUGUUUGUAUCAUAGACGAUCUUUUUAACGAGCUAGCGUUUUAAAUAUUAAACAGGAACAAAGAUUGUGAUAUCGAGCAUUAUCAAAUGACAAUCUUAACAGCCUCUUUUUAUCAUGGACGGGAUGAUUCUUGGGUUUUGUGCGAGUGUUUCGUGUACUUAUUAAGUGGUUUUUAAUUAGGAGUGACGCUAGCAGAGUAGCGUGGAAUAGCGCCAUUAUUGUUUUGUAUGUUUGACAGUGCAAUAUCUAAGUCAAUGACUAAAGACGAAUAAAAAAAUCAAGUGGAAGGUUCUAUGUCGGAAAGAA
Anopheles stephensi (Asian malaria mosquito) is the source of this 1527-nucleotide messenger RNA. Its product is annotated as alpha-tocopherol transfer protein-like. Gene Ontology annotation, cellular component: membrane. The transcript has 6 exons. The record is from RefSeq and is a predicted model, not a curated record. Bases 277 to 1203 code for a protein of 308 amino acids. Gene Ontology annotation, molecular function: phosphatidylinositol bisphosphate binding. Lineage: Eukaryota; Metazoa; Arthropoda; Insecta; Diptera; Culicidae.